Molecule: messenger RNA, 5002 nt
Organism: Phycomyces blakesleeanus NRRL 1555(-)
Lineage: Eukaryota; Fungi; Mucoromycota; Mucoromycetes; Mucorales; Phycomycetaceae
Exons: 2
Coding region: 1-4797 (1598 amino acids)
Biological process (GO): nuclear pore organization
Cellular component (GO): nuclear pore inner ring; nuclear pore
Molecular function (GO): structural constituent of nuclear pore
Source: RefSeq, a predicted model, not a curated record
AUGAUCCAACCUAAACAAGAACUUCCUACGUGGAAGGAAGAAGCCAAGGACUUGCACACCUACAUCUGCGAAGCACGUACACCAAAUUCAACUAUUGCACCUAGCCAACUUCGAAUCCAUCUUCGGCUGAAUAAACCAAUCUUAUUACGAUUAUUGGAUAAUUAUCCUAAAAACAAUGACCACAGAUCGCUUCUCCAAACUGGCAAAACCUAUAUUAAUGGAAUCGAAAACAAGGUCAACGAAGCAUUUGCCAAAGACGCCAUUUUUUUGUCUGAUCACCUCGAUAUGAACGAAUUUGAAGCCUCAUCAUUGUUGAUGAAAGGCAUUAAUGAAGCGUUUUCAUCAGAAACACUUGCUCUCGAGGCUGCAUUAGUUAUAUAUUACAACGAACGAGAGUACUUGCUGACUUGCCUUGAUGUAAUCUUGCGAUCUGCAAAAGACGCAUCAGUGAAAGAUUCGAUUCGAUUAGUAUUCCAACAGUUUGCUACAGAACUUGCAGAAGAAAGCAUUCCUCUCAAUCAACAGAAUAACAGCCCGAAAGCAAGUUUGAUAGCCAAAAUACUUGGAACAUCAAAGAAAAUUACCGAGAAUAUUAACGAAUUAUCCAAGCCAACACCUGCACCUGCACCUGCACCUGCACCAGCCCCAAACCCAGCACCAGCCAACACAUCUACACAAUUUACAGGAUUUAUGACAAAACCAACAACCCAACCAACGGCACAACAACAACAACAACCACAGCCAGAAACAAAAUUGACAGAGAAUCUUAAAAAACUUGGAAAAGAACAUUUGGCAGAAGAGCAAAUCUACUUGGUACAGAUUCUCUACCAUAUUGGCUCACUUUUUUGGAUCAAGACAGGAGACUUGUCAAGCAUGAUUGAAGCAUUGAAGCAAUCUCAUUUGCUCAAUGCUACCACACCGUAUCUCACCCUUGCCAUUAUUUCAGCCAUGUCUACUGUCAAAUAUAUAGAUGCACAGAACGGAAUUUACAGUGCAGACUCAAUCAAAAAAAUUACUGCGCUCAUAAAUGAUAAUACAUGGAAGGUCGUUACACUCAAGCAAACUGUGUUCUUCCGCUGGGCACUGCUCCUAACAUACAUCGCAAAAAAGCAUCCUGAAAUAUCAUCAGCAGGAGGCAUUACAGAAGCUGAAAGAGAAACAAUAUUCGAAAAUGCCAUAUCAGAGAAUGUUUUUGAAUUCAUGAGCGACUAUCUGCUGUACUUCCAACAAAAGACUCUUACUACUGAUGUAGAACGCAAAACAGUAACAGACAUGGGAUUAAAAGAGAAUGAUAUGAUAGUGGAUGGCUUAAGGAUUGAUCCAAGUGAUUAUACAAAAUUCAGUGCAGAUAUCUGGCCAGAGUUUCAGCUAUUCAUAAUAUACGAUCUGGAGCUUCUGGUUUUGGACUUCAUUGAAUUAGUGCCAAAUAUUCUCCCAAAAAUCAGAAUUCGCGAAGAAGACAAGGCUUCUACCAACACAACCAAUCUAUCCGAACGAUCAUCAUCCAAGUCUGAAGAAAAAGAACGUAAACCAAGUGAUCUUGAAAUGUUCUUCAAGCUUCUAGCUAGUGUUUAUCGUAACCGUACCGGUGCUGGCAUUCGCUUCUGGUCACAUGAGCGUUCUUGUUUCCAUUCUUUUUUGAGAUGGGCUACUGACUUGCGCGUCCCAGGUACCGUACGUGCUGUUUACGAAUUUCUGGGAACAAUUGCUUCUGGAGAGGACUGUGCAGAAUCCGCAUUCAAUUUCCUUGAACAAGGCACCAAUCGAACUCAUUUAACAUCGAGCAGCUUAUUUUCAUGGGGGAAGUUGUUUGCAGCAUUCCAUUUUUAUAUUCCUCUUCUUCAGAAAAACACUCGAUCAAACCCCCAAUACUUCCCCCCUGAAGAAGAAGAACUUCUGAUAACCUUCCUUUACCUUCUCAGACAGGUCGUUCAAUACUCACAGAAUGCUCGUUCUGUUCUCUGGAAUGAUCCAAUCAUGCGUGUUUUUGACUGUCUCGUAGAAAUGCUCAGCUGCCCUACUUCUAUUAUGCUCCGAGCAUCUCUUUACCAUACUUUGGCUGCAUUUUGCUCUCCAUGGGGAGGAGGAGGUGAUGGAAAUGGCAAGAGGAUCGCAGUUCAAGUCUGGAAUGUCAUCGAAGAAAGUAAUUUCCCUAGCCAGAAUAAGCAGCAAACCAUGACAGAAACAGUAACAUCGUAUGGAACUCAUGUCAAUAUUAUGAAUGUUCCCAAGAACACUCAAACACAUUACAUUCAUCAAUACCCCACCUACUUGCUCAAGGCAUUGGAGCAAGAAAAGAAAAACGAAAAAUGUACAGAGACUUUGGCUAUUCUCGAUCUCCUGGCUUCAAUGAUACACACCCAGACCAGACAAGAGGCAUUGUCGAAUGGUUUUACACCUAAUACACCAAGUGUUCCUUCAGAUCUUGGUCAGGGCACACGUACACCAGGUGCUGGUCCAUAUAUAUCACUUAUUAUCGAUAACGUCUUUUUGGAACUCGAUAAGCGCACGAACCUCACAAAAGAGCGCCAGUGGGAAUUAACUGAAGCGUGUCUCAAAAUCCUUGAGAACAGUGUCAUUUCUUUUGAUGUUCAGCCAAUUCUUAGCUUCCCGGUGGAUGAACUCAUUGCCUAUGUCAAGGAACACACCAAACCAUUCUUGGAGAUACGUAACAUAGCCAACCAGAGCCAUGAGAUCGAAAUUCUUAAAAAAGUGGUGUUGAUUUACAUGACUCACCCAGGCUAUGAAGUUAUCAUACGCAUCUUAACAUCCACGUCUCUUACCUCUGCUCUAUUCAAAAUUGUCCAAAGUGUUGGGGAAAAUACAAAGAAUAAGCAGGCCAUGCGAUGUGUUAUGCGAUGCUUACGGAUUUUUAACCAAAUCAUGGAGAUCCAAAAUGUAUUUGUCAGUUUACUGGUACCUUGCAUCAAUGCACUCUCGACCAAGCUACCAAAUGGAAACUACAAAAUUUCGGAUUUCAUUUUUAUGCCGUUCCCCUCAUUUACAUCUCUCAGCAAGUCGAUGCUUUAUCAUCCCAAGAUUAUCUCGGAGAUUGCCUUGUUGAUCAACUGCACCGAAGAAGAGGAGAUUUGCUUGUUGAGUAUACGUAUUUUGCGCGCUCUUUCACGUGAAUCUUCUUAUAAUGAUCUCGAAAAGAGAAAUGUGAAGUGCAAUACCCUUAACAAGGACAUGGGAGGUAUUGGAACACAGUUGGCUCUUUUAUUGAAAGAAAGUCCAGACGCAGAGUCUAUCUUAUAUGCGUUUAGCGAUCAGCUAAAGGUGGACCAGCCAGAAGUAACAUCUGCAGAAGAUUACGAGUAUGAUAUCAACAAUAUCCCAUUCUGGCAGGCAACAGUGGAACCCGAAGACUCUUACCGUUCUGCAGAUACAUUUGAACCUCAAGCUUAUAGCUCUACCCGUAUAAAUAUUAUGGACAUGUUUAUUGAGAAUACUAUCCAUGGAAAGCCUGUACCUUCAGUGGCACACUUCUUACUUGGCUACUAUGUUUUCCAGCCAUCAACACAAAACAAGGUACAAGCAAUUGGACAUCAGGACGCUAGACUUGUGUGUCUUCAGGCAAUUCUGGAUAUGAUGCAGGGAUCACUAUCUAGCCAAGACGACACAAAUAUCAAUUCGAGCUUUGUAACAGCUCCUUCUACAUCAUUUGAGAUCACACAUCCAUUGAUCGCAGAAAAAUGCCAUCGUAUAAUCUAUCAACUAUGCGCCAAGAAGACCAUCUCUCUUCCUAUCCUCAAUUACUUGCGCAACCGUGAUAACCAUAUUUACAGUCAGCUCAAAGCAUUACCUGCACGCAUCGAAGUGAAUGCCAAUGUCGCUACACCUGUAUUCCCGGGUUUGAUAGUCUGCUCCGAUGGAAGUAAGGUCCUUACGGACUUUUGCACUCUACGAGCUCAGCUACACGGUCGUGCCUGGUUAUUGAAGUUGGUCGCCUUGGAUAUACAUAUGGCCGUUGGUACCAAGAAAAAGUCUAGCAUCCAGCCUUUAUUGGAUCUUUUAUUUGACCAAGAGAAAAUAGCCAGUAACUCUGGGGAAUAUAGCAACUCGUUCUUCUCAUCUCGCACUGCUGAAAUCCACCAAUCUCUUCCCAGACUUGUCGAGACCUUCUGUUCCCUUGAUUUUACAUGGAUUGAUGCCCUGGAUAGAGAACCGCCCAAGCCGUCAGUCUAUCUGUCUCAAUUUGAUCCAAAGCAAUUUGAGUUCACUACUGAGGAAGGUUAUGUUCUCUAUGAUAUCCGGGCAGCUUACCGUCACUUCCGAAGAAUUAUCCAGCAUAAACUGACUCCACAAGCUGGCUUAGCUGAAUUAGAAGCCGAGACUACAGAUCGACUGGGACGCUUAAUGUCAGAGAAUCAUAGGCGCGAGAUAACACAUGCUAAGAUGCAUUGUCUUCGUGCUUGGCGCCAAGUUAUCCAGGUGGUUCUUCUGGAGUGCUUUGAUGAAUUCUCAUUGGCAGCCCGCAAGAAGAUUACUUAUACACUCUUAAACAAUCUUUUGGAGAGAAUCAGAAAACCGGCAGGUCUUGAUCAAGAUGUCCUUGAAAACUUAUGUGAUAUUGUUCUCACACUAUUGAUACGUUCUGGCCAGGAUAACGAUACUUCAGGCUGGGUCGGUCUCACACCUGAUUCACCGCUUUCUGACACUCACAUUCGCAGUCUUUAUCAAGAAAUGCUUCAACACAUUAAAAUCCAGCCAACUACAAAAGAAGUUCAGAAAGAAGACACAGAAAAGAUUGCUUUACCCCAACUGUCUUUCUUGAUCCACUCAACCAUCAAUUGAACUAGUCAUCCUCAUUGAUUCCCACUACCUCUUUACUCGCUUUUUUUUAUAUUUCUAUUCUUCCAAUCUAUAUGAAUGUAUAUAAAACAUCACAAGUAUACAUAAUAUUCACGAAAUAUCAACUCUCGUUAAAAUAAAUACAAAAAAAUACUGUUUAUUAUUCUAAAUACACUCCUUUAUAAAGUUCAAGAUACCAUUGAUAUUU